Messenger RNA from Pangasianodon hypophthalmus (striped catfish), 853 nucleotides. RefSeq lists its product as uncharacterized. Bases 84 to 608 code for a protein of 174 amino acids. The record is from RefSeq and is a predicted model, not a curated record. NCBI's taxonomy places the organism in Eukaryota, Metazoa, Chordata, Actinopteri, Siluriformes, Pangasiidae. The transcript has 5 exons.
UACCAGCUCGAUCUGGCUCAUCUGUCGUCAUUCCUCAGUGUCCCAUUUUAUCAAGGACUCACAAAACUACACAGAGGGCAGAGAUGCUGGCUAUAAUCCUCAUCCUAGGGGGAUUAAUUCCCCCAAUCCACACUGAUGAUUUUCCACUCAGCAUGUUAUCGGCCCAUGACAAAGUAAUCACGGGCCGAUUCUUCGACUCCCUGCUGCUGAGUUUGCCUCCCUGUACCUACGCUGGCAAGAGUGUGGACCUGGAGUACCUGAAUUGUGACACCAAUACAAGCUACAUCCUGUACGACAUUUUCACGGUUCCAAACUGUAACAGCAGCGGCAACCUGACAGGAUCAACCGCAUUUAGCAGAAACAUUGGAUACCAGCUGACGAACCUCAGCAAUGGCACACAGUACAAGAUUAACUAUAAGAUUGGAGACAUCAGAAGCAUCCCGCUGAUGGCAACUACAAGAACAGUAGCUGACUACACAGAAAUCAAACUUGGCUCCCAAGGACGCAGUGCAGCGAUGGUGGUGAUCACAGUCAUUCUGUCCGUGGCUAUGUUUAUCCUGCUAAUCAGUAUCAUCAUCAGUAUGUUUGUGUCCCCUAAUGAAGAGUAAAGCAACACUUUACCUUCAGAAAUCAAGUCUAUUACAUUAUACAUUUCACAAAUAUACACUGCCAUAUGGGGUGUUCAAAAACCUUUGAAUGGUAGUGAAUAGGUUCGUUUUUUAACAUUUCUCCCUUAUGAAAUAAUAAAAUCAAGAAUUAAGCUAGCUAUCGAGCUAAGAAUUUUGUAGAUUAAAUAUUUUCAUAAAGCCUAUGCAUUUCACAAUCAUUUUGCUGUAGAAGGAUGAUUUUUUUU